UCUGAUAAUGGUGGCCAAGUAGACUACGAUAGACUUUCGAGAAAACAGCCAUGAGUUCUGAAAUAGAGCCCCAUAUUACCAAAAAGUAUGAAAUCAAGAAACGGUUAGGAAAAGGGGCCUAUGGUAUUGUUUGGAAGGCAGUGGACAGAAGAACUGGAGAAGUUGUGGCUGUGAAGAAAAUUUUUGAUGCCUUUAGAAAUCAAACAGAUGCACAGAGAACAUUCCGAGAGAUUAUGUUUCUUCAAGAAUUUGGAGACCACAACAACAUUAUAAAAUUACACAAUGUGAUCAAAGCAGAAAAUGACAGGGAUAUCUAUCUGGUCUUUGAAUUUAUGGAGACUGAUCUUCACAAUGUCAUAAAAAGAGGGAGCAUUCUGAAGGACGUCCACAAACGCUACAUUAUGUAUCAGCUGUUCAAAGCCACCAAGUACCUCCAUUCUGGCAAUGUCAUACAUAGAGACCAAAAGCCCUCCAAUAUUUUACUGGACAGUGAAUGUGUUGUUAAAGUCUGUGAUUUUGGACUUGCUCGCUCCCUGACUCAGAUCGGUGUAGAUGCCGAGACGGGAGACCCAAACCUGACAGAAUACGUGGCCACUAGGUGGUACCGUGCCCCAGAAAUUCUACUGGCUUCUCACAGGUACACAAAGGGUGUGGACAUGUGGUCCUUAGGUUGUAUCCUUGGGGAAAUGUUGGGAGGGAAACCCCUUUUCCCUGGAUCCUCUACCUUGAACCAGAUUGAGAAAAUAAUGAGUACAAUUCCUUUGCCAUCUAAAGAAGACAUUGACAGUAUCAAGUCAGCUUAUGGUGCUUCUAUACUAGAAAAAGCUACACUUAAGUCUAAGAAAUCAUUAGAAGAGCUUUUACCAGAUGCCCCUAAAGAUGGCAUUGACCUACUUAAGAGACUGCUCCUGUUUAAUCCAGACAAGAGGAUUACUGCUGAUGAGGCCCUAAGACAUCCAUAUAUCUCCAGGUUCCACAAUGCUGCCGAGGAGAUCUCCCUGAAUUAUGAUGUUGUUCCACCACUGAGUGAUGACGUUCAGCUGACAGUUGAGGAGUACAGAAACAAAUUAUAUGAGAUGAUAAUUCAGAAGAAACAGGAGAGAAGGCGAAGGCGACAUGAGAUCCGCAGUGCACAGCAAUUGAGGGAGUCAAGCCCUGAGGAAAAUCCUCCUCCCAGUGAACCAUUCCAGAAAGAAAACACAAUGCCUGCAAAGUUUUCAUCUACAAAGUACAACAAGCCUGUGGCAGAGGUGCAUCCCAGCUCAGCACCCCACCAUCAGUCCUCCUUCACUUCAGCUUUUGGAAGGACAACACACACUGACUCAAAGGAUAUGAGGUCAAGGCAACAGAGCCGACAGAAGACGUAUGAUCAGAUUCCUGCCUCACAUUCCAGUACUGCCGCAAUGCAGUUGUAUGACAUUUUUGUUCGGGCACAAAAUCCAAGACUUCAAACAAACCCAUUCCUAUUGGGUAGAAACCAGAUGCAGGAUCCUUAUCCUCCCAUUUCAAAGAACCGACAAACAUCUGCCCCCGCAGCCACCAGAGCUGGAUCGCGACCCACCUCAAAAUAUGGCAAUCAGCCAUCCAUGACAAAGGAUGAUCGAGGAGGAUUAUCAGUGACCAGCUCUCGACUGGUACCAGGACAACGGCCAGUAUCUGCUACAACCCAGAAACAGAAACCAAUCUAUGGAAAAAAGCAGUUCAACAAUGCAAUAAACAACCCCUCCCAUGGUGCCCCCAAAGCUUACUUUGGAAGCUACACCCAGAAUGUUGGAGUAAUCUCCUCCUCGGGACUAGCUGCUUUGCAGGGUGGGAAAAAAUCUUGAUGGUCUUCUGCAGAGUAUGCCAUCUCCAUGGAAACUUAUCUGCUGUGUACUUACUAUCUGGCCAAUCAAAAUUUCAGUUCAUCAGGUUUUGAGAUUUUCUGUUAGCUUGUCUAGUUUAGAUGACAUUAAGAAAUAAGACUUGGUAAUUAGAAUUGUUAAGUUAGUAAAAUACAUUUUCUGGAAAAUUUUCGUUUGUAUAAAGUUUAUGUUCAAUAUCAAGACAUGGCCACAGGAAAUCAGAAAUUUUCUUUUAAUAUUCUAAACAAGAAACAUUACAGAGAUGAUCUUGGAGUGGAAUACAUUGUCCAUGUAUACUCAAAUUGCCAUAAAGAAGUUUAAUCAGUUUGGAUGGUACAUCAAUAUUUUGCAUUUAAUGAUCUCUUUAAAUGUUUCUGAAACCAAUUUUCUCACCCCAUUGCACCAUACCCCCCUUUACUCCUUGCUCUUUGCAUAAAAUAUUUUCUGUAGUUAACCAUAUAUAACCUUGCAGUAGUUGGGUUCAUUUUCAAUAUCUUGUUGUAUAAAAAGAUUAUUACUCUAAUUACAUGUUUUAAGUACUUAGAGUGACUUAGUGGGAUUGUUUCUUCUUAAUCUUCGUAGUUGACGAAAUCUUUUGUGGGUCUUAAUAAGAUCUACAUCAAUGAAAUUAAAUUUUCUUGAUUUUUUCCCCUAUUUCCAAUGUAAAAUAAAAAGUCU
Molecule: messenger RNA, 2522 nt
Organism: Saccostrea echinata
Lineage: Eukaryota; Metazoa; Mollusca; Bivalvia; Ostreida; Ostreidae
Product: extracellular signal-regulated kinase 2-like
Exons: 14
Coding region: 51-1826 (591 amino acids)
Biological process (GO): protein phosphorylation; intracellular signal transduction
Cellular component (GO): nucleus; cytoplasm
Molecular function (GO): MAP kinase activity; ATP binding
Source: RefSeq, a predicted model, not a curated record